AUGCUUCAGACCCACUGUGGAGCCUCCGGACCCACUGUGAGCCUCCGGACCAACUGUGGAGCCUCCGGACCCACUAUGGAGCCUCCGGACCCACUGUGGAGCCUCCGGACCCACUAUGGAGCCUCCGGACCCGCUAUGGAGCCUCCGGACCCACUGUGGAGCCUCCGGACCUACUGUGGAGCCUCCGGACCCACUGUGGAGGUUCCGGACCCACUGUGGAGCCUCCAGACCCACUGUGGAGCCUCCGGACCCACUAUGGAGCUCAGGACCCACCAUGGAGCCCCGGACCCACUAUGGAGCCCCGGACCCACUAUGGAGCCUCCGGACCCACUGUGGAGCCUCCGGACCCACUAUGGAGCCUCCGGGCCCACUAUGGAGCCCCGGACCCAUUAUGGAGCCCCGGACCCACUAUGGAGCCUCCGGACCCACUGUGGAGCCUCCGGACCCACUAUGGAGCCUCCGGACCCACUAUGGAUCCCCGGACCCACUAUGGAGCCCCGGACCCACUAUGGAGCCUCCGGACCCACUAUGGAGCCUCCAGACCCACUGUGGAGCCUCCGGACCCACUAUGGAGGCUCCAGACCCACUGUGGAGCCUCCGGACCCACUAUGGAGCCUCCGGACCCACUAUGGAGCUUCCGGACCCACUAUGGAGCCCCGGACCCACUAUGGAGCCCCGGACCCACUAUGGAGCCCCGGACCCACUAUGGAGUCCCGGACCCACUAUGGAGCCCCGGACCCACUAUGGAGCCCCGGACCCACUAUGGAGCCCCGGACACACUAUGGAGCCCCGAACACACUAUGGAGCCCAGAACCCACUAUGGAGCCCCGGACCCACUAUUGA
Molecule: messenger RNA, 843 nt
Organism: Procambarus clarkii (red swamp crayfish)
Lineage: Eukaryota; Metazoa; Arthropoda; Malacostraca; Decapoda; Cambaridae
Source: RefSeq, a predicted model, not a curated record